This is a messenger RNA of Choloepus didactylus (southern two-toed sloth), 1181 nucleotides long. It is a transcript of the gene SFRP4, whose product is annotated as secreted frizzled related protein 4. Gene Ontology annotation, cellular component: cytoplasm. Lineage: Eukaryota; Metazoa; Chordata; Mammalia; Pilosa; Megalonychidae. The record is from RefSeq and is a predicted model, not a curated record. Gene Ontology annotation, molecular function: Wnt-protein binding. Bases 1 to 1041 code for a protein of 346 amino acids. Gene Ontology annotation, biological process: non-canonical Wnt signaling pathway; canonical Wnt signaling pathway. The transcript is spliced from 6 exons.
AUGUUCCUCUCCAUUCUGGCCGCGUUUUGCCUGUGGCUGCGCCUGGCGCUGGGCGUGCGCGGCGCGCCCUGCGAGGCGGUGCGCAUUCCCAUGUGCCGGCACAUGCCCUGGAACAUCACGCGGAUGCCCAACCACCUGCACCACAGCACGCAAGAGAACGCUAUCCUGGCCAUUGAACAGUACGAGGAACUGGUGGACGUGAACUGCAGCGCCGUGCUGCGCUUCUUCCUCUGCGCCAUGUACGCGCCCAUUUGCACCCUGGAGUUCCUGCACGACCCCAUCAAGCCGUGCAAGUCGGUGUGCCAGCGCGCGCGCGACGACUGCGAGCCUCUCAUGAAGAUGUACAACCACAGCUGGCCCGAGAGCCUGGCCUGCGACGAGCUGCCGGUCUACGACCGCGGCGUGUGCAUCUCGCCCGAGGCCAUCGUCACUGACCUCCCGGAAGACGUUAAGUGGAUAGACAUCACGCCAGACAUGAUGGUGCAGGAAAGGCCUCUGGACGCUGACUGUAAACGCCUAAGCCCUGACCGGUGCAAGUGUAAAAAAGUGAAACCAACUCUGGCGACGUAUCUGAGCAAAAACUACAGCUACGUGAUCCAUGCCAAAAUAAAAGCCGUGCAGAGGAGCGGCUGUAAUGAAGUAACAACGGUGGUGGACGUGAAAGAGAUAUUCAAGUCCUCAUCACCCAUCCCUCGAACCCAAGUACCGCUCAUUACGAAUUCCUCCUGCCAGUGUCCAAACAUUCUCCCCCACCAAGAUGUUCUCAUCAUGUGUUACGAGUGGCGCUCCAGGAUGAUGCUUCUUGAAAAUUGCAUAGUUGAAAAAUGGAGAGAUCAACUUAGUAAAAGAUCUGUACAGUGGGAGGAGAGGCUGCAGGAACAGCAGAGAACGGUUCAGGACAAGAAGCCUCCAGCGAAGCGUGCCAGCCGUAGUAAUCCACCGAAACCAAAGGGAAAGCCACCUGCUCCCAAAACAGCCAGCCCCAAGAAGAACGUCCAAGCUAGGAGCGCCCAAAAGAGAACAAAUCCGAAAAAAGUGUGAGCUGACUGCUUCCCUAAAGGAGACUUGCUUAAAGGAUAAGGCCAGGUAUUGCCUGGGACAGCCUGAGUAAGGAAGGCCACACACCCUUGCCUUAAAAACUCACUGCAGUACUCUUUGUAGACACAUCGUGCAGCAUUUUU